AUGCCAGCGCGAUGGGAACCUGCAGAGCGACAUGUGGUUCACGUUGCCAGAAGUGAGUUCGAACUUCCGUGGAAGCAGAUCGCGAUGAUAUUUGGUGAUAUAUUCAAGGUUGACUGGAAAGGAACGGCUUUGCCCAAGGAUAGUCAGCUCCGUCAGGAGUAUCAAGGCCGUAAAGCAAAGAUGUGGACGCAGGUGAUCAUCAAGGACGAGUACACUUCGGAGGAAAAGGCGUUGCGAAAAGUGCCAGCGGAUCUGCUGCUGGUACAACACCAAUUCCAACCUCCACCUCGGGCCCUUCAGGCACUAUAUCUUCGACCAACGCUGCUCAGAGUGAUACCACCAGUCAUCGCCAAGCGCAUGCUCGACAUCCUGCGGCUGCGGAACAUACCGACGAGCAGCACGUCGAUGCCCUACCGUCCAAACUCCCAAAACUACGUCUGA
Molecule: messenger RNA, 441 nt
Organism: Fulvia fulva
Lineage: Eukaryota; Fungi; Ascomycota; Dothideomycetes; Mycosphaerellales; Mycosphaerellaceae
Exons: 2
Coding region: 1-441 (146 amino acids)
Source: RefSeq, a predicted model, not a curated record